Messenger RNA from Ceratotherium simum simum (southern white rhinoceros), 2354 nucleotides. Lineage: Eukaryota; Metazoa; Chordata; Mammalia; Perissodactyla; Rhinocerotidae. The record is from RefSeq and is a predicted model, not a curated record.
GCUGAACCACUUCCACGGUCUUCCUAAUCUCCAUGAUUUUGCACACACUUGCCACCCCCACACCCCAACUUCUGUGUCGUUGCCUCCGACUUAUCCUUCAGUGCUUCGCUCAUGUUUCCUCUUCUCCAGAAGCUGCCCUCAAUUCUCGCCCUCUCUUCAAGAUUGAAGUGCCUGUUCCUUCUGCUCUUAUAGUGCCCUCCAAAUGUCAUCAGACGAUUGACACUACUAGACUGUGAUUUUUUGUCUUUCUCCUGCUGGUUGGAAAGACUGAAGGACUAUAAUUAGCUUGCAAGAGAAUUUAUGGGUCAGAGAAUAUAAAAAUGGCUACCAUUAUCCCUGUGAAUAAAAAAGAAAAAAAGAUAAGAUUCUGGGCAAUUAAAUAUUUAGGACAUAUAUUCCCUUUUCCAUCUCUCAGCUCCAAGGUGUAAAGCUCUGAAGGAAAUGGAUUUAAUUAAAACUUCUGAGUCAGACUGUUACUGCUACAAUCAAAAUUCCCAAAUGGAAUGGAAGUACAUAUGGUCAACUGUGCAGGUGAAAAUUACCAGUUCAGGCCUGCUCAGUAUGGUAUAUAUCACAGAAAGACAUAAUUGCCAGUAUCCAGAAACCAUUCUGUCUUUUAUCAAAUGUGUGAUUCAUAACUUUUGGACACCAAAGGAGUCUAAUGAAGUAACCAUAAUCAUCAAUCCAUAUGGGAAGACCGUGUGCUUCUCUGUGAAGCCUGUCAGGAAGACAUUUAUCUAUAAAAUCAGUGUGACUCGAAACAUUGUGGAUUUCAAACUCUUCCUUGUGUUUGUGGCAGGCGUUUUCCUCUUCUUUUAUGCAAAGGCCUUGAGUCGAAGCCCUAUUUUCUAUUACUCUUCUGGGACCGUGCUAGGUGUUCUAAUGACAUUAGUCUUUGUCCUCCUGUUGGUGAAAAGGUUCAUUCCUAAGUAUAGCACCUUUUGGGCUCUAAUGGUUGGUUGUUGGUUUGCUUCAGUUUAUGUUUUGUGCCAACUGAUGGAAGAUCUGAAGUGGCUGUGGUAUGAAAAGAGAACAUAUAUAUUAGGCUAUGUCUUGGCGGUUGGAUUUCUCAGUUUCGCCGUUUGUUACAAGCACGGGCCCCUUGUUGACGAGAGGAGCAUAAAUCUUCUGACGUGGACACUGCAGCUCCUCUCCCUGCUUCUCAUCUAUUGUGGCGUCACCGUGCCGCAGUUCUCAUACGCAGUCAUGAUCCUCAUCCUGUGUUCCAGGAGUCUGUACUACCCACUGAAAGCAUUUGGUUAUAUGACGUGGAAAAUGAAGAAACGGUUUACAUCAGAAAAGCUGGUGGUUAAGUAUCUGACUGAAGACGAAUACAGGGAACAAGCCGAUGCCGCAACAGCCCGCGCUCUGGAGGAGUUGCGCGGAGCCUGCCGCAGGCCUGACUUCCCGUCGUGGCUGGCCGUCUCCAGACUCCAGGCUCCUAAAAGGUUUGCAGCCUUUGUUCUUGGAGGAAGCCACUUGUCGCCAGAAGAGAUGCGUCUUCACGACGAACAGUACGGCCUUGGGGGUGCCUUCUUGGAAGAGCAGCUCUUUACCUUGAGGACUGACAGUCUCUCUGCGCAUUGACUUCAUUCUGGGCAAGGAAGUGGGUAAAGGGCAGGGGUCCUGUGGAAGUUGGGCAGAACUGUUCUAGGGAACAGUGGCAAAGGCAUUUGCUGUGGAGAAAAAUCAAGUCGUUCUGGAAAGGAAAACUAAACUAUACUGAAGAUAACUUAUCAUUCUUGGCCAGUUCUGCUACUUAUUGGACUGUAGGUGGCUGCCAAGAUUCUGUGAGAGUCCUUACCACUUUCCUUGAAUGAAGACUUUCAUUAGGAAAAAGGGAAUCACAUUGUUCUUCAGGGGGCCAGUUAGCAUGAAUAGGUGCCUUGUCAACACCAGGGCAUUAAAUCUUCUCUUAAUCCCCAGAACCUAUGUCAAAAGACUGCAUUGCUUUUCCUCCAUAUUAUCAAUGUAAGUGCUGGAAGAGACCCGAGCUAUGCUGGACCAGUGUUUUCCAAAAUAUAGUCCACAGGAUACUAGUAAGUGUUAGAAAAGGGAUUCUGAGGUCAACUAAGAUCGAUACAAAGUCAAACAAAUGUACUGCAGAACUUCUCAGAGCCUUUAAUAAUGCCAGUGCACAUUGUGAAUCUACUAAAGAGGAGAAAUUAUGUGCAGCAGUUUCCGACUUAAUUUGACCACAGAACCCUUUUUCAUGAGAUUAAUAUUCCUUGGGACACGUUUGGAAAACGCUAAUGAUGGAGGAAUUGAGGUUUGGAGAGGUUACAUAACUGGUCCAUGACCACGACGCUAUUCAGAGGCAGCACUAGGACCAGAACUCCAGCCCCACUGUUUCC